AUGAUCGGGGCUCUGGCACCCUAUCUCGGCCGGAUCCGCCGUUCCUAUCAGUCCAAUGAUAUAAUUGACAGACUCAAUUAUCAGUAUACGGCGGUCAUGAUAAUGCUGGCAGCCUUCACUCUGACAGCUACUCAAUAUGUUGGUAAGCCCAUUCAAUGCUGGGUCCCUCCAGAAUUUACAGGAGCAUGGGAAAAGUAAGGAUUUAUGAUGCAAUCGAGGUUCGGGAUGACAAUUCUUUUGGAUUUCUUUCAAAAACUCUUUCCUUUCACGUUGGAAUUUGUCUGUGGCGAAAGUCCUUCCAUGAAAAUUUCAUGUUAUUAACCUCCUUUCACACUUCUGCAUAUAAUUUUCAUCACUUUUUGCUUAGAAAAAGUAAAAUUUUAAUUUCAGAUAUGCCGAAACUUAUUGUUUUGCCAAAGGGACAUACUUUUUACCCAUCCAUGAGAGUAUCGACACAGUAGCCGACAAAGAGAAGCAUGUUAUAGGAUAUUACCAGUGGGUACCCCUUAUCCUGGGACUUCAGGCUUUCCUUUUCUACUUUCCUUCGUUUGUUUGGAAAGCACUAAAUUUUAAUACAGGUAAUAGAACGGAACCUUUGAAGCGAGUUAUCGCUCUUCAAAUCAAUGACUGAUGGAUGACCUUGCAGGUAUUAAUGUAAAGAGUGUUUUGAACAGUGCUGCAUUAGUCAAAAAGAAGUUCGAUAAGGGCACUAGGAAUGUGCAAGUUCAGAAAGCUACACUGCACUUAAUUGAAGCCAUUGAAAUGCAGAGAGAUCUGAAGACAUGUAAGAAUUACUUCUUUAAACUUGCAGUAUAACAAAUUACAGCUACCUUUUUCCUGUCCGUUUUCGGAAAAAGGAAUGGAUUAUAUCUCUCCACGCUGUAUUUGGCCACCAAGUUGUUAUAUGUAAUCAAUAUUGUGGCCCAACUGUUAAUGUUAAAUCAAUUCUUAGGACCGUCUUACACUUUUUGGGGAUGGGGUGUGCUCAGAGAUGUGAUUAAUGGAAGAGAAUGGAGCGAAUCCGGGCAUUUUCCCAGAGUCACUUUAUGUGAUUUCAAUGUAAGCCCCCGUUUAUACAUUUAUCAUCACCUCCUGUUCAGGUACGAAUCUUGGGGAAUAUUCAUCGAUGGACCGUGCAGUGUGUUCUGAUGAUAAACAUGUUCAACGAAAAGAUCUUUGUUUUCAUGUGGUUCUGGUUUAUCUUCGUAGGAGUUCUAUCGGUUCUCAGUUUUAUUUAUUGGUUCUUUGCCAUCAGUCUUCGAAGUCAGAGACGUUCUUUCGUUACCAAAUACCUCCGAUGCACCAAUGCUAUUGGUCAAUAUCCCUCUCGUACUGAACUCAGUCUAGUCAACGAUCUGACCAUUAAAUUUCUGAGAUCCGACGGAGUCUUUUUGCUUAGACUUAUACAGGUAAGAGGAUCAAAAUGAAUACUCACCUUUCUGUUUAGACCAAUGGCGGUGACCUUCUGACAGGAGAGAUUGUCUCCGCUCUUUAUCAGCACUAUCAGGACAAGCAGACGACUAAGGCUAGUCCCAGUCCCGAUUCGCCGCAGAUUUGA
Messenger RNA from Bursaphelenchus xylophilus (pine wood nematode), 1558 nucleotides. Lineage: Eukaryota; Metazoa; Nematoda; Chromadorea; Rhabditida; Aphelenchoididae. The record is from the annotation of a GenBank genome assembly.